Molecule: messenger RNA, 874 nt
Organism: Argentina anserina (silverweed cinquefoil)
Lineage: Eukaryota; Viridiplantae; Streptophyta; Magnoliopsida; Rosales; Rosaceae
Exons: 3
Coding region: 277-615 (112 amino acids)
Molecular function (GO): metal ion binding
Source: RefSeq, a predicted model, not a curated record
GCAUUUGAGAAUGAAGCAUCGGUGUCCACUGUACAUAAAAUAAAGACCCUCCCAUUAAUCUCUUUGCUGUUCUAUAAAGUCUGUUCUUGCUUCUCAUUCUGUCCAACUACCUUUUCCAAUUGCUGUAUCAGUAAACACAAGGAGCGGCUCCUAUAUCCUUUUCACCUUAAGAGAAGCAUUGAUGGGAUUCGACUUGGUACCUUAUUCUGUAUGAGGGUCUAUAAUUUCUUCUAUUUUUUUAGUUGAGUUUCAUAUGCAACAGAAGGAAGCCAUGGGAUGCAGUCUUGCUCAAUGAAGUCGAGUAGAAGCUCAUCGGUUUCUACAACCAGUCUCGCUGCUGUUGAAUCCUUAUCCAUGCCUCUCUUCCAGGAAGUUGUUCUCUCAUCUGAUAUAACGUGUACUGGAUGUCAAAGCAGACUAGCGGAAAUGAUGUCCAAAAUGGAUGAUAUAGAGUCUGUUGUGGUGAGCGCUUCAGAGAAGAAGGUUACACUCAUAUGUAGGUAUCCAAGUACUGCAGCAGCCAAGCCGCCAGGUCGGCUAGUUCCUGUGGUACACAAGAAUCCUCUUAACAAAUUUGCCUUGAUUAAACGCAUACUUCGUUCUUCCUCGAGUUGAUGAUUACAAGCAAGAGAAGACCAGCACUACAUGAUAGAUAUAGCAAUGUUUUUUGUGCUCUGACUUUGAUAUAUGUGCCAGAUUUUUUCUACAUUGAUCUAUAGUUGAUAUGUGCAGAAUCUAAUGGUAACUGGUACAGUAAAAUAAGGGAGAUACCGGGGAUGAUUCGGGAGGAUCUAGAAAGGAUUUGAAUGUUGUUUUUGUUUGGAAGAAAAAAACUCGUAGAGACCCUUUUCGAAAGGGACCUCAAGUUUUUAUA